Molecule: messenger RNA, 1196 nt
Organism: Solanum tuberosum (potato)
Lineage: Eukaryota; Viridiplantae; Streptophyta; Magnoliopsida; Solanales; Solanaceae
Product: uricase-2 isozyme 1-like
Biological process (GO): urate catabolic process; purine nucleobase catabolic process
Cellular component (GO): peroxisome
Molecular function (GO): urate oxidase activity
Source: RefSeq, marked provisional
GUGAAACGAAGAUGGCGGAAUUGAGCGGACUGAAACUGGAGCAGAGGCAUGGAAAAUCCAGAGUGAGAGUAGCUAGGGUUUGGAGAGAUCGAGAUGGGAAACAUCACUUUGUUGAAUGGAGCGUUAACAUCAGCCUCAUCUCCGAUUGUUUACCUGCCUAUGUCUCCGGCGAUAAUUCCGAUAUCGUCGCCACCGAUACCAUGAAGAACACUGUAUAUGCGAAAGCUAAGGAAUGUUCAGAGCAACUUUCAGCUGAAGAUUUUGCCAUUGUACUUGCAAAGCACUUCACCUCCUUUUAUCAGCAGGUCACUGCUGCAAUUGUUAAUAUAGUUGAAAAGCCAUGGGAACGCAUUAGCAUAAAGGGCCAACAACAUGAACAUGGUUUUAAGCUUGGCUCUGAGAGACACACAACUGAAGUAAUGGUCGAUAAAUCAGGAACAUUGCGCCUGACGUCUGGUAUUGAAGGAUUAUCAAUUCUGAAGACAACUAAGUCAGGUUUUGAAGGAUUCAUUAGGGACCAGUACACUAUGUUGCCUGAAACUCGUGAAAGGAUGAUGGCUACAGAGGUCACUGCAUCUUGGAGGUACUCUUUUGAAUCUCUCUCAAGUCUUCCCCUGAAGCCUCUGUAUUUCACAGAGAGAUACAUGGAUGUGAAAGAGGCCCUGCUUAACACAUUCUUUGGACCAUCUAAGGAAGGAGUAUACAGCCCUUCUGUUCAAGCCACACUUUACGAAAUGGCAAAGGCUGUUCUUGGAAGGUUUCCUGACAUUUCAUUCAUUCAGUUGAAGAUGCCAAAUCUCCAUUUUCUGCCGGUCAAUUUGCCAAGCAAAGAUAAACCAGUAAUUGUUAAGUUUGCUGACGAUGUUUACUUGCCAACGGAUGAACCACACGGAACAAUUCAGGCGACUCUCAGUCGUCUUAGGUCAAAGAUGUGAAUUACUGCUGAUCAAAUGGUACUGCCUAUGUUCAUUUGUUUAUAUUUAAGUUGUUACCAACCCAAAGCCACUCAAGGGGAGAAAUGUUCGUAGCAAGAAGCAACAACAUAUAACAUGGUUCUGAAACUUUGGUAGUUCGUUGUACACAUGUAAUAUAUGGGUGUCUAGUUGUUUUUGUCAUGUAAAAUAAAUGUAUUGCAACAUGAUCUAUCAUUGUGAUGUAAUCCAUCUGGAUAAUAAAUCGACGUUAUAAUAUGAAAA